GCACACACUUUCUUCUCGGGCCUCAGUCGAGCGAGGUUGCCCCUCUCGAUCUGACGUGGUUCCCUACGUGCGUGCGUUCGUUGAGUGCCUCGCUUUGGUCACUUCGCCGAGCGUGCUUUGCCUCGGCCGUCGCCGGGCCCCAUCCACGACCUCCGAGCUUCGCCACCCUACACUUGGUUUUCGGGAACGUACGAACCAGGCCCACCACCGACGCCCCGUGUCCGAACUUCUGGAUGGAGAGCUGUUACGGAUUGAGAGAGUGAAUACGCCGUGCCGCCGUUACGUGUCACCGGGUGACGGGUGGAACACUUGGUGGCGGAGAGAGGCGCGCCCCAUCGCGCGUCGGUUUGUGUGUGUGUGCGCGCGUGUGUGUAACGACCCGGCGGCGAGACGUCUAAACCCGGCUGUCUGCUUUGGCGUGUUAAGCCUAAGGCAGGGUUGGGUGGCCCCGGGCUGGCAACUGUCAAGUUGCUGGGAUCUGGAAGAUGGAUUUAGAAUUCUACGCUGACUUCAGCGCCGUGGGUCACUACUCAGCCCAGACUUGCCUCAAAAACAUGUCGGCGAGAAAGAACAAGGUGCCUAAACAAAUCAAGUUCCAGCUGGACCUUCCCACUCGAGGCGACCUGAUGGGUGGCGAACCCGGCGGCGGGACCCUGAUCGCGCCCGAGAACAUCAAGCGCGAGCUGCCUGACGACCUUCCACCGUCGUCGGGCCCACGCUCCCUGGGCUCCAUGCAGAAGGUGCCCUCACUCUCCGACCUGUCCGAAGAGAGCUCUCUCGAACUUCCAACUCAAGUGCCUCCUCUUACUCCUGGGACCAACCAAAAGAUGACGCAAGCCUUAACUGCUAGCUUCAGCAGUUGGGAAAAGGAACGAGAGUCGCUGAACAUCGUCAAGGACCCUCGGCAGUGGUCGGAGAUGGACGUGGCGAACUGGCUGAGCUGGGCGAUUCGCGAGUUCAGCCUGGAAGGCGUCAACAUGCCCACCUUUGCCAUGAAGGGCAAGGACAUGUGUGCACUCGGCAAGGAUGCCUUCCUCGCAAGGUUUCCGCCCUUCAUGGGCGACAUCCUCUGGGAGCACCUGGACAUUCUCGAAAAAGACGUGGAAAAGGAGUGCGCCUCCCUGGAGAACGUGCCCUCCAACCUGUACGAGUCUGUGUGCGUCCCAGGUCUGGACGAGUUCUUUCAGCAGGGGGGAAGCUUUCCGAUGCCGGAGCAAAAAGUCACGCCUGUCAUGAAUGGAGCCGCAGCGCCCACUUCGCAAGCCUACAUCGACGGAGGCUACAACCACAUAAGCGAGAGCCUUCACACGUUGAACGACAUGAACCAGGAGGAGAUGGCGCUUGGUGGCCACAAUUCCUAUGACGAGUCCCAGGAGUACGGGCUCGAGACACCUCAGUCGCACCCACCCUACUUGGACUCAAGUCCGGAGUUCUACCCUUCUACGUCCGCUGUUGUGCACGAAUCAAAGUUCCAGCCCGCAUACACGACAAGCAAGGAGUUUUCCAGGCCGAGGUAUUCUCAUCAUGACAUGGGCCUCCCCGAGCGCUAUCCGGGUGCCCAUCACUACGAGCCACCCUUCCAGACGGUGCCCACGGCCGUUCAAAGCGCUGCUGACCACUGGGCAGCGGCCGCCGCGGCCCACCAGAAUGGCGUGGCAGCUGCCGCCGCAGCCGCAGCCGCAGCCAACGGCGGUGUGCCACCGCCGCACCACCAUCACCACCCAUCGUCAUUUGGACCUUUGCACGGGCUUCGCGUCGACGGUCCUCUGGCCCACCUGAGCCCUGGUGCGUUGCAGCGAUCGCACCUCGGCGCCGGCGGCGACAGCAAGCCUGUCAUCCAAGCGGCCGUUUUAGCAGGUUAUUCUGGAAGUGGACCAAUCCAGCUUUGGCAGUUCCUACUUGAGCUCCUCACCGACAAGUCCUGCCAAGGGUUCAUCAGCUGGACAGGUGAUGGCUGGGAGUUCAAGCUUACUGACCCAGAUGAAGUGGCCCGGCGUUGGGGUGUCAGAAAAAACAAGCCGAAAAUGAACUAUGAGAAGCUUAGCCGAGGUCUACGCUACUACUAUGACAAGAACAUCAUUCACAAAACUGCUGGAAAGCGCUAUGUGUACCGCUUUGUGUGUGACCUGCAGACGCUGUUGGGCUACACGCCUGAAGAACUGCAUGCUAUGGUCGAGCUGAAGCCAGAGAAGAAAGAUGAAGACUGAGACGAUCAGCUUUCAUGCAGGAUUUUGUUUCUUUAAGUGACUUUCACACAAUCUGAGUUCAUCAUCAGAGGUGUUGGUGAUGCAGGUUCUACAGCACGGACUCACUGGACGGAUUCCUGCUCAACCAGUGUGGGAGUGUGUGUGUGUGUGUGUCUCCUGACGUAUGCUAUGAGAUAAGAGACUCUUUAUGAAAGCACAAACAUUUUAAUAAAGAUAAAAAGUGUUUCAAGGAGCCUUUUCUUAGACGUAAUGAAGCAUAAGAAUCGCUGGCAGUCUUCAUACCCCGCCGCCUGCAAUACCGAGGUUACCUUUGUCUCAUAUGGAGUUGAAGCCUUAACCUUGCUCAAGCAAUUCAUAUUUCCAUCAAAUCUUCUUCCUGCCCAAGUGAGGCAGGCGGACGGCACUUCCCAGCUGUCGACUUCAGUAGUUCAUGUAUUUUUGUUUGUGUGUUGAAAGUUGAACGUAUUGCUGAUAUGUUAAUACAUUUUCAAAGAAAUUGUCUUAGCACUUCACAUUUCAACAUGCACCAAAGCGGUGUACUAUGCAAUCAAUGUUGAUGAGUGAAAUGACAGUUGCUUUUUGCAGUUAUAUUGUGCCCAGAGACGAACGUAUUCCCAAUGUUCUGCAAAGUCAAAUCUUUACAACAUGUUCUAUUCUUCAAUUUUAUGUCUUUAUUUGCUUAAUGUGCUUCAUGUAGUGUAUGCACAAUACUUCUGGCUAUAGUUUUCUACCCAAAUAACAAAAUUAUGUGAAUACAAAUGGCUUUGAAUAAUUUGCAGAGAGGUGUAUCAACGGUGGGCUGCACUUCGAGAAGUUGAAGUUCUUUCUGGCAUUAAGCUGUUUCUUUUAUUUACCAUGACAGUUUUCUAAAGUGAAAAAAAAACAAACCGAUAUCUAGCGACGUUGCUGAUUCACUGUGGCAGCUGUAAUCUCUGAAACCAUAGUGCAUACAAUCAAUUACGUUGUUUUGUUAAUUUCAGCUAACAAUUUCUUUAUAAAUAGUUAGCUGAAAACAGCCAAUUUUUCAAAACAAAUGUUACCGUAGUCACUUAUUCUAAUGAGCCAUCAUUUUUAUUGUCUCAGUGUUUCUCUGGUAAAAGUUACAUCAUGCACAUGAUUCUUUCAUGUUGAAGCGCCUCCUAAAAAAAGCUCAUUAUAUUUGUCGUGAGCAAGAACUAUUAGCUAAGAUCAACAUUGCCAAGUACCUUUUUCAUCUUUUAUCUUUGUUUUAUUGUGUGUUAGUCACGAAACGUUAUUAUAGUCAUAAACAGGAUGUGCUUUUUUUCUUUUUUUUUCUUGUUGAAACUACAAAGCAAGAAAGAUACAGCAAAAAGCCAAAGUAGUUCACUGUCUCAUCUGUUUGCUCUUGGCAGUUGUCUGUUUUGUUGCACAUGACAUUAGCAUUUUGUCAUUUGUUUUUUUUGUGCUUGUAACUCUGAAUACCUGCCUGUUGGUGACAGCAGUUGCCGUUUGCGUUGUCAUGCUGCACAUCAUUUUUCAACUUGCUUAGACUUGUAAAUAAAUACAUGUAUAUUACAAGCAUGAAAUUUUACUUCAUGAACGUAUUUUAUUAGUAACAGCUUGAUACAUUGUGCGGCAUUUGUGAGACAUGAGGAAUAAUUAUACAUAAGAUGACUUUAGGACAGAAGAUAUAUAAGAAUUGUGCAUUUUUCUGUGUGCAGAUGAACUGCCCAGAAAAAUAGUGGAUGUGCAUUUGCUAUUGCUAUGGUUUUUGUUGUUCAUGUGAUGUGAAUGGCUCCCCCUUGAUGUAUCCAACAGCGAAAGACAAGCAUCUACAGUGUUUCUUUUUCGCCUUAUAAAUGGUGUCCCCAUACAUAACACAUGUUGAAACCAGUUUUUCUCCCUUGAAGUAAUUUAUACUUGAUUAAACAAUGUGGAUGCUUCUCUUCAAAGGAAGUGUACAAAAAGUAUUAGGAAUGUGUGCCGCCAGUAUUUUGUCAUACGCGAACGUUGUGGAAGCCGUGCCUUAAUUUGUUUGUCUUCCAAAGAAGAUUUACAUAUAUUUAUACAAAGCAAAAUUUUUAUAUGUUUGUGCGGCACGUUCCAAGUUGGAAGUGCAAUGCAUGAACGGGCAUGUUUCCCUUUUCUACUUCAUGCCUUUUUUUCUUUAAUGUUCUCGCAUCUUUUAUGUGUCACCCAUUUAACGCUGUGCGCCAGCCUUUGUAAAUUAUUUCCAGAGGUCUCUAUGCUUUUGUCUCGGCAUGAAGAGAUGAUCUUUAUUACUAUAUCUUUCUUCACUCUACCUUUGUUCUUGUCAUUUUUUCUUUUUUGUUCAAAAAACGUCUGAAGUGCAAGAUCUCAAUAAAGAAGAAAGCAUUACAAACUGCCCCACUUGAAGGAUCACUCCGAUGGGGACAUAGUGACAUCUUGUGAUCUGCUAUCUUCACAUAUAUUUUUUGCAGACUUGUUUGUAAUGUGAUUCAUUGUUCUCUUGUUUGCUUUAUUUCAAAUGCAAUGUGCGACUUCUGUGGUCUACAGGAAAUAAAAUGCACAGACGAUUUUGAA
This is a messenger RNA of Rhipicephalus microplus (southern cattle tick), 4733 nucleotides long. RefSeq names its product ETS transcription factor pointed. The record is from RefSeq and is a predicted model, not a curated record. Gene Ontology annotation, molecular function: DNA-binding transcription factor activity, RNA polymerase II-specific; sequence-specific DNA binding. Gene Ontology annotation, cellular component: nucleus. NCBI's taxonomy places the organism in Eukaryota, Metazoa, Arthropoda, Arachnida, Ixodida, Ixodidae. Gene Ontology annotation, biological process: regulation of transcription by RNA polymerase II; cell differentiation.